Messenger RNA from Chondrus crispus (carragheen), 1731 nucleotides. RefSeq lists its product as hypothetical. Gene Ontology annotation, molecular function: 3'-5'-DNA exonuclease activity; nucleic acid binding. NCBI's taxonomy places the organism in Eukaryota, Rhodophyta, Florideophyceae, Gigartinales, Gigartinaceae. The record is from RefSeq and is a predicted model, not a curated record. The transcript has 2 exons. Gene Ontology annotation, cellular component: cytoplasm. Gene Ontology annotation, biological process: DNA catabolic process. Bases 1 to 795 code for a protein of 264 amino acids.
AUGUCAGGGUGCGUGCGUGCUAGCACACCGUGCUCGUCGUUAGGAACGGCCCUCACUUUGCUCGACCCGCCGCCCCCUUCCCCGCGCUGCACACGGACGACAGCUCCGUCGUCCACCCCCCGCUCCCCGACCUAUAAGGUCUCCUUCUUCGACACCGGCACCACCGGCCUCUCCCCGGACUCCUCCUCCCUCUCCGCGCUAGCCGUUCUGGAGCAUGAUUCCCCCGCCAAGCCCUCCGCCCUCGCACUUUUGCACCUACAUCCGCCCCUGCCAUCUCCGGUUGCGUUCGUCCCUCCCUUCAACGACGUCGUCCCCGCACUGCGCUCCUUCAUCGAGUCGGUGACCCCGCCCGGCCGGACCCCGCUCCUCGUCGCCCACAACAGCCCGUUCGACGCCGCCUUCCUGCACGCCCACCUCACCCGCGCAAACCUCUCCCUCCCGUCUGACUGGUGCUUCGCCUGCUCCUACGCCCUCUCCCGCGCCCUCCUGCCCUUCGCCCCGGCCUUUUCGCUCUCCCAGGCCGCCCUCAACGCCCACUUCCGUGUCACGGCGCACGCCGAGCACCGAGCCCAUCACGACGUCCGCAUCGUGCGCCAAGUACCCCACCGUCUAAUCUCGCACCACAAGCAUCCGCCCCCUCGCCUCCCACCUCGCCGAGUACCCAAUCCCCCUCGACGCCUGCGCCGCCCGCUACGACACCCCUGCCCCGCUGCGGCGCUCGCCUGCGGCCAUGACGCUCAUCGGCUCGCUGUACGUCGUGGUUUCUGGUUCCGGGGCGGGCGCAGGAGCGACUGAACGGGGACGGCAGCGGCGGGAGAGUGGGGCCUGGGUAGGCGACGCCGAAGUCGGAGACGGUGCACUUUAGCCGUGCAGACGAGGUGCAGGAUGACAUAUGGGGAUUGGAUCGGGGCAAUCUAGCGUUGGACGCGCGGAAGGAGAAGCGGGAGAAGCUGGGGCGGAAGCGGGUGAAAAAGGGGGUGCGCAGGGAGCCGGAGCGGCGGAUUUGUUUGCUGGAGGAGCUCGACGGUGGGGACUCGCUUGAUGGAGCGGGGCGGCGGCGCAAGGCGAGCUGCAACUCGCGGUCGAGGGAGUUGGUGACCGAGGGGGAGGUGCGGCAGAUGUUGCGGUGAGCAGGAUUUUGCGGUGACGAGAAUGUUGCGGUGAGGAGGGGGGUCAUUGCGGGGAGAGGGCCAGGGUGUGCGUGAAGAGGAGAACGGAUUCGAAGCCCAAGAGGGCGGUUUGGACGAUUCAGGCCGUCAAGAUGGAAGGGUGCCCGCGCGAGGCGCCCGGGCUGGCACGGGUGCAAGGAUGAUCAGCAACAACAGAGUUCUUAGAAGUGCGUUCGCUGAUAGAUGAUCAAGUCAAGAGUUGAAAAGUGACGUGGAAAGACUAUGAGGGGGCAGUCGAUCGCCACGAUACGUUCGACGAAGUUAAGGGCAUAAAAAGACGCAUGCACGGAUGCAACACACAUAAUUGUGUGUAACAGUGCUUUAUGAUGCGUAUUUGUCCUUGAAGCCUCCGCUCGAAGCCAUAUUUAUUGGGUAUCUGUGUGCAUGUCUAGAUACUCCUCGACGGUCCGGACCGCACAGUCAAAGUAUUGUGCGAUCUGGUUGGGGUAGACACAGUUCCCGCAGUUAGUAAGGAACCUGCGAUAUAGAAACAGCAACCCAACUGGGCUUUCUAAGAGCUUCAUUUUGCGUUUGUAGUCUACUACAGUAAAUUGCAUCUUCA